This is a messenger RNA of Oreochromis aureus, 2707 nucleotides long. It is a transcript of the gene ecd, whose product is annotated as ecdysoneless homolog (Drosophila). Lineage: Eukaryota; Metazoa; Chordata; Actinopteri; Cichliformes; Cichlidae. The coding region runs from base 345 to 2348 and encodes 667 amino acids. The record is from RefSeq and is a predicted model, not a curated record. Gene Ontology annotation, cellular component: nucleus. The transcript is spliced from 14 exons.
AAUGUAUUCGCCGGUCCUGUAAUUUUAACUAAACGCAAGGUGUAUAUUUAUCAAAGUUAGUGGAAAAUUAGAUUUAUUAUGUAAUGUGCAUUUAUCACAAUGUAAAGUAUUUUUUGAAUCGGUAAAAACAAAAACAGAAGGUAGGAACUUUGUUUAUUAUCUGUUUGGCGAGGACGACUGGAAUUCGUCGUAGGACCUAAAUAGUUACAGAUGGCGUGAAAGAACGUAUUUAUGAAUAACCGUAAUAAGAGCCGCUACAGAAUAUACUAACACAGCAUAACCAAUUUAAAAGGAAGACAAGACAAGCGUCGUAUCUUUUUGUUAGGUCUUUUAAAACUGCUACUAUGGAGGCUCUGCAGAGGAGAAUGAUUGAGGAGGACAUGGUCCAGUACAAGCUCUUCUUGAUCCAGCCAAGCAGCUCUUCUUCACAGAAGACUGAGGAACGUCUGACACAUCUAGUAGAGGAGAUUUUGGCAAAGGUUGCCCCUCUUCUGAUACAGUACAUCUGGCAGCAUCAGCCAUUCAACCUCAAGUAUCACCCUGAGAAAGGUGGCAUUCCUGCUCACAUUGGUGGAAGCACUCAGUUUGGAGACAAUGUUGAGGACGAGUGGUUUAUCGUUUAUCUCCUGCUGCAAAUCACAGAGGCUUUCCCUGAGCUUGCAGCAAGAGUUGAGGAUAAUGAUGGGGAGUUUCUCCUGAUUGAAGCAGCAGAUUACCUUCCUAAGUGGCUGAAUCCAGACACAAGUGAAAACAGGGUCUUCCUAUACAAGGGAGAGUUGCAUAUCCUUCCCUGCCCCUCUAAAUCCACUUCAGUGGGCUUUUCAAAAGAUGUGGUACCCAGUGUGGCACAAGCUCUGGAGCUACUUUACACCCACCCAGAAGUCUGUCGGGCAAGCUCCAAGAUUUCUUUAGCACUGAAGAAGAGACUAGAGGGGUAUCCAGGGAAGAUUAAAUCUAGCCUCCACCGUGCCCACUGCUUCAUACCUGCAGGUAUUGCCACUGUGUUGGCACAGCGACCAGACCUCAUUGCACCUGCAGUUUCAGCAUUCUACCUGCGGGAUCCAGUAGAUUUGCAGGCGUGUCGAACCUUCAAGACGUUUCCUCCUGAUACACGAGUCCUCACUUUGGUGACGUUCACCCGGUGCCUGUAUGCCCAGCUCCAGCAGCAACAGUUCACCCCAGACCGGAGGAGUGGUUUCACCUUACCUUCUCGUUCUCAUUCCGAAUACAAGGCUCAUGAGCUUGGCAUGAAGCUGGCCCACGGCUUUGAGAUCCUGUGCUCUAGGUGCAGACUGCCUUCAUCAGAGCCUAAUGCCCCUGUCAGUUGUAACCCACAGUGGAAAGGCUUUAUGGAGAGUUUGAAUAGGAAUGGCUACUUCCAUGGAGAACUGGAAGGUUCAGCACGUUACAGAGAACUUACAAGAUCAGCAGAAAACUUCUUCAAACAGUCAGUUGCAUCAAAAUCAAGUGCUUUGUCCCCAGGUGAGGAGGUUCUCCAGCUGCUGCACAGCUGCGAACCAUUCAACUUGGAGGAGAUGAAGAAAAAUGAGUCACAGCUCCCCCAAGAGGACAGUGAUAGCUGGCUGGAUAUCACAGCUCAGGAUUUGGAGCGGCUGUUGCAGGAGAGAAGUGGGGGUAGAGCUGAUGUUGGCAGCCAAAACUCAAGUUCCACCAAACAGAAACAGCAUGUCGGUGAUGCAGAGGAGAGGGGAAAGGAGACAGAGGACAACAUAGAGGAAGAGGAAGCUGGUUACAGCCUGGUAGCUAUCAGUCAAGGGAUGAAGAACUUCCUCAAGGCCAUGUCUUCGCAUGAAGGCGCAGAACUGCCCUGGAGCAGUGCAACCCAGCCUUUUACUAUUGAUCCAGACUCAAUGGCCAACGCACUGGGAAGACUACUUGGAGGCAAAGACGAAGAGCUGGAUUCAGAUGAUCUCGAUGAUUCUGAUGACGAUAAUGAUGAUGAGGAGGAGGAGGUAGAAGAGAAAGAAGAUGGCUUCUGUGGUCAAGCAGCGAUGAAAGGAACAGAAACUCUGGACAGUCUCAAAAGAUACAUGGACCAAAUGGAUGAGGAGCUGAUGAAGACUAAUGUAGGACAAAGCUUCAAGCGAACGAAUUACAACAAGGAAGGAGCAAGCAGCGACUCCCCUCACCCUUCUGCCAGAGACGAUCUCCCAAGGGAUAACAAACUGGAGGAGAAAGAGGAGGAGAUCCAGCCCUUAGAUGUGGAUGUCAAUUUGGUCACAAACUUGUUGGAGUCCCUCAGCUGCCAGGCUGGGCUGGCAGGACCAGCUUCCAAUCUGCUGCAGAGCUUGGGCAUACAUCUACCACCCAACUCUGAUCCCGCAUAAAGGGCAGAAAGUAGAAUUGAAUAAUUUAUAUGUGUCAUUUGACCUAUGAGAUGUGGGAAGUUAACAGCACAGGAAAGACCAGCAGCAAAUAAAUAAACACCAGACACAGUGUGCAUGUUGGAAACACUGAAAUUACUUGUAACAAAGAUGAAGUUAAUAUUAAAAAUACCUUAAAUUUAUCUGUUUGAAAUUACAGUUAACUGACAGAGAUUUUGCAGCAAAUGUGCAUUUAUAUCAGAUUAACUGUAAAUUUUUAAUACCUGUUGCUUUGUGUAAUUGUUGCAUGCACUUAUGGUGGUUUUUGUUCUACUACAAAAAAUAUUUUUCUAAAUAAAGACAUUUUUCAUUCUUAUUUUUAA